Molecule: messenger RNA, 4694 nt
Organism: Siniperca chuatsi (mandarin fish)
Lineage: Eukaryota; Metazoa; Chordata; Actinopteri; Centrarchiformes; Sinipercidae
Gene: asph
Product: aspartate beta-hydroxylase
Exons: 14
Coding region: 123-1832 (569 amino acids)
Biological process (GO): peptidyl-aspartic acid hydroxylation
Cellular component (GO): endoplasmic reticulum; membrane
Molecular function (GO): peptidyl-aspartic acid 3-dioxygenase activity
Source: RefSeq, a predicted model, not a curated record
GAGACAGAGGAGGUGAGACCAGGAGGCAAAGCUACGCUUUCCAUUUAGCUGGGACUGCAUGCUGUCUGUGGCCAGUUAAUCUUAUUCGGUUAGUCGGCAAGCCAGGCCGUCAUUCGGCAGGUAUGGGUGAUCCAGCGACCCUGGUCGAGUCCGCCACCCCUCCUGUCGUCACGGCAAUCCCCACGGUGGUAGCUGGGGAAAUACAAGAUGGUACUAAAACCCAAUCAGCUAAUAAGAAUGGGAAGAAGGCAGACUCUGGGUCCAGCAGCAGCAGCAGCUUCUUCACCUGGUUCAUUGUCUUGGCCCUGCUGGGUGUCUGGACAUCUGUAGCUGUGGUCUACUUCGACCUGGUCGACUAUCAGGGAGUCCUUGACAAGGCUAAGGGCUUACAAAUUAACCUGUCUGAGGCCUUGCAAGGUAAACUGGUGGAAUACGAUACAGAUGGCGAUGGUGAUUUUGAUGUCGAGGAUGCUAAAGUUCUGCUAGUCCAACCAGAGCUCCCAGUGCCUAGGUUCAGGAGGACAGAGAGGAAAAGAGCAGGAACCAGAGGAACAAAGUACCUGGCAGGAAUGAGAGCAGCUUCUUUAGGCUUAGGACUGAAAGAGAAGGCUGUUGUCGUCACAUCCCGUCGUGAAGAAGCUUCUGCCCCAGUGGAGACUCCCGAACUGACACCAGAAGCUAUAGUCGAGCCUGAACCUGUGCCUGUGGAAGAUGAAAUUGAAGCUGCUGUAGCAGAGGACACUUCUGCACCACCAGAGCCUGAACCUGAGGUAGCAGCUGAGCCUGAGGUGGUUGCAUCUGAGCCUGAACCAGAACCUGAGGCUGAGCCAGAGCCUGUGGAGACUCCUGAGGUGAUUGAGGAGGAUCCAGAGGUGCUGGAGGAGGAACCUCCUGCUGUGGAAGAAGAUGCCCCUGUGGAGGAGGCUCCUGUUGAGGAGACAGUGGAGGAGGCUGCUCCAGUUGAGGAGGAGCCAGCAGCUGAGGAAGUUGGAGAGGAGAUGAUGGCAGACCAGCCUGAAGAGGAGGCAGCAGCUGAAGAGUUUGCAGAGGAGGUGGAGGAACUGGCGAUAGAGCAGGCUGUGGAGGAGGAGGCUGCUGCAGUGGAGGAGACCAAGGAGGAGGAGGAGGCUUUUGAGGAGGUGGCGUCAGAAGUAGAGACUGUAGAGGAAGAGAGCGCUACUACAGAAGAAGCUGUCGAGGAGGCAGCUGAAGAAGAGGAGGCAGCUCCUGUAGAAGAAGCUGUUGAGCCCGCUGAAGAGGAGGCAGCACCUUCACAAGAAGUUGUUGAAGAGGUAGUGGAAGAGGAGGAGGCAGCUUUUUCAGAGGAACCUGCUGAGGAGCCCACUGAAGAGGAGGCAGCAGCUUCAGAAGAAGCUGUUGAGGAUGUGGAAGAAGAGGAGGCAGCUCCUUCAGAGGAACCUGCUGAGGAGCCCACUGAAGAGGAGGCAGCAGCUUCAGAAGAAGCUGUUGAGGAUGUGGAAGAAGAGGAGGCAGCUCCUUCAGAGGAACCUGCUGAGGAGCCCACUGAAGAGGAGUCAGGUCCAAUAGAAGAAGCUGUUGAGGAUGUAGCAGAAGAAGAGGAGGCAGUGUCUUCAGAAGAAGCUGUGGAGGAGGUAGUGGAAGAGGAGGAGGCAACUCCCUCAGAAGAGGCAGCGGAGGAGGCCGCAGACACAGAGGCAACUCCAGAAGAAGUAGUGGAGGACCAAACAGUACCAGUCACAGAGACAGAAGAAGCAGCACACAAGGUAGAAGAGGCAGCAGAAGAAGCAGCAGAGUUUGUUGAGACAGAGGAAGAGAUUCAGGAGGAGCCCACAGAUGCUUCAGUAGUGUAGGAAAACCCACUCCAGACACGUGUGGAUUCAAAGUAGGAAAAAGAAACGUAAAGGCUGAGCAUGGUCACGGAGCAGGGACCCACUGACGUUGCAUCAGCACCAUCUGACCGUGCUCAGAGCGAUGAUGCACCUCUCCACCUCCAGAGAAACGAUUGAGUCAUUAUGACAACACUCGCCUCUCUCCCCAUUUGUCUCCCCCUCCCCAUGUUUUUACACCUUCCUUUUGAAUUUUCCUUUUGGUAUAAAUGUGUGAUAUAAUGGAUGAAUUGGCUACUAAUGUGGUACUCCUGUUUUACCCUUCUUUGAGUCUUUGCUCACCAUUCUUUUUUUCUUCUUUAGGUAGAGCCCCCAUUUUCAGUCUGGAACUUUAUUUUGAAGUCUCUCAGUGACGUAGUUUGGCUUCCUGGAGCUAAAUUCUGUUGCCAAGUAAACUAAGGCCAAAGUUCAUAACUGAGCCAUCAUUUGGUAGUUUCAAAUCAGUCUCUGAGUUCGAAGACUCUUGUCUAUACAGUGAGGUCUUUGACUUUGCAGGUUCAGAAGCUUCACAGAUUCAAAACUUGGCUGGUGCAACAAAAACCGAAAUCUUGCUCUGAACACUACAGAGUGUCUCCACUCUGAGCUGGUGUUUGCUAAUCCCUCCUGCUGAUAAAAAUCAACUGGAUGGAGGUAACAAAAAAAAUUCACAUUUUUUUAAUCAAACUAAAAAUGUAAUAUUCUGCCCCUCUAUUGGUGUAAAUUCAGAAUUUAGAAAACCAUCUCCAUUCUGUGUUUAGUUCUGGUAACAGUAUUGUAGAUUCUAUGCAAAGCUGUCGUGAUGUCUGUCACCCGCCUCCCUCACCCCUCCUCACCCCUCCUCACCCAGCCAGUUUAUUUACCACUCAGUGUGUGUCGACUCCAGGAUGAGCCAUAUGCUAGCAUGUGAAUUCAGAGAAAAAGCUUGUGUGUGAGCAUGUGUGCGGAUGUCUUCCUUAUGUACCCCAUGAUGAGCGUGUGCUUGUGUGUUGACAAAUCUUUUGCUAAUUAAUCCUAUCUGUGAGCCGCAGAUGUCAUGAUGUAGUUUUUGACUGUUUAACUUUUUUCUUCUUGUUUUGUUUUCUAACUACCUUUACCUCUGUGUGUUUGUGUUCUGUAGGUUUCUAGCUGUUUUGUUUUUUUUACAUUUUCAGAUAAGAUUACCAAGACCAUCUAACUAGACUAUCAAAUAAGUUUUAACUGAAGUUGUAACUUAAAACUUCAGCUCUUAAAGUUUAAACUGUGAUGUAAAUUAGGACACCAUGGACGGUGCAAAGCGGUCACACUGUGAUGUAAAGAUUUUUUUUUUUUUCAAACACACCAGCGAUAGAUGGAUCCAGCCUAGCAGGCUGAUUCAGGCAGGAUAGUUACACUGAAGCAUUUUAACCCUGUGUGAGCCAGAUUCUGCUUUCUUUAAUGGUUGCUUCAGUGUAAAAGAGCUGUUAUCACUGGCUCACAGAGGGAAGCUAGCCAUAACUAGCUGACUGACACCAGUUAAAUGAACAAAGAUCUUUGUUUUUAAUCAUCAGUGGCGAAACUUCACUGCCUCAUUCUCUCAGCUGAAAAACGUAUAGUUGUGUGUUUUAUUUACUUGAAGGGAAACUUAGUGGCAUGUUUCUUUAGUCACUGUUCCCUUUUUCUUUGUGACAUCAAUUUUUUUUUUUUUUUUAUCAUUGAUCCAUGGUAGCAGGGCUCCCAGAGGCCCAAAAGAUCAGAGAAAAAAACAUCAUCUGACACAUCAUUCCAUCACAGAACUAAAAUUGUGGAAUUAAGAAAGCCAAAUGAGAACGUUAUGUAUCUUAUUUUGAAGGUGAUGGCCAGAUCUGCAGGUAAACAUCCUUUGUUGUAUGAAAUGAGACAUAACUGUGACAUUAAGAUAGUGUUGGGACACUGGGUACAGCACUGUGGAUAACACUCCUGUUAUGAUACUGACAAUAAACAAUAUGUAGAUCUGAUUUUGUAGGAUUAAUUACAACAUAACACUAUUGUUAUAGUAGAAGAAGAGCAAGACCUUCCUCAUUUGGUGUCACAGUCCCACUUUGUGUCUGUAGUCCUCACAUACUGUAACUUCCUGAUUGUUUUUAGGGAUGCAACACAUUCCAGUGGUGUGCAGUAGUCCUUUAUGUAGGAUGUCUUGUCUUUUUUCUUUGUUUCUGCAACACUAGCUGGUCUUUUCUACUUCCUAACACUUUGUAAGUCAGUGUGAACUGAGAUUACAAUCUUUAACAAGAGAGAGCUUCUAGAUUUUUAAAAGGAACAUUUUUAAAGAUGACUUGGAGAAAUAAAACUCUAAUUUUCUGAAACUGCUUUAAAAUCUUUUUAUAAAGCCAUAAGCUGUUUGUGACAGGCAGGUUUACGGGGCUGUGCUACUUCAGGACAAACUUAAUUCUCUAAGAAUACAAAAGGAAGAGCAAUAAAAAUUAAACUUCAGAGCAACCACACUGCAGCAACCCGGUGAAACAGAUUUGAAUUUUUUUCAUUACUAAUCUUGGAUCAGAAGUAAUGUACAUGCUGGAAAGGGUUGUGAUGACAAGGACAGCUUUGCUUCCAGACAAAGGAGGUGGCAGUUGUUAAUUUACAGUGUCUGCUAGAAACAGUAUAAUAGCUGUGCCAUAGACUGAGCUCCGCAGUGUUAUGGGGAAAUAAAGUUGUUGGUUUAAAAACUGCCCAUCUCUUUGCCUCACAGUGUCUGCAGAUCUAAUACUGUUCUGCAGAUCUAAUACUGUCCUGUAGACGCUGACGAUGGUGACUAAAUUAUUGUAAAGUAAUGAUGGAUUGUGUAAAGGAGAUUUGAAGUGUCAGUUUUCUGUAAAUGAUCUGUUGCUGCAAUAAAAGGUUUGGGACAACAUA